AAAUUUUAACUUCCUGGAUUACGAUGACGAGUUUGUAAGUGGUAGGGUUAGUGUGAAUCGAGCGAGUAAUGUUAACAGGAAGUCAGCUGGAUGCAGAAGAUCGUGUUUAUUCGGAGCCUUUUAGCCAUCUCCCACCGAGUCUGCAAAAAGCAAUCAAUGACAGCGAAUUAAAAUCUGAGAAAAGGCCUAUACGCCGCACUCAAAACAGAACUGCUUUCAAAGACACACGAACCUCAGUCCCCCAUAAAGCAGAGGCAGAACCCGCUAAACACGAUCUGUCUGACCCCCCCUCCCCCCAGCAUGAGGUGGGGCCAGAGGGGGAGGGGUCUCUAACACAGAGUAGAGAUGGUGAAGGGUGCUUUUCCUGGUUACCUGGCGAUAAGGUGAGCCUUGGGGACUACACCCUGCCUCCAGACAAAAGGAUGGAACACCUGAAGGGAAUUCCUGGCUGUAGCUCGACCGAGUACACUGAGCCUUACGAGACCACCAAAUUACUAAAGGCUAUUAGAAGAGACGGAGGAGGAAACAGAAAGUCAUCUCCCUUGGAAGAGAAAUCAGGUGUCUACUCUCUUGCAAAGUCUGUCAGUGCCGCUCGACCACAAGAGACUAAGGUUCUCUACAGAACUCUCUCUGACCCAGCAGGAGGAAUAACUGACGAGGGAAACCCCUCCCAAGACUACGACCAUCUCAGUACCUGGAGAACCAAAGAAACUGUGUCCCCUAAGUCUCAGAAUUCCCCCAAAUCCCCACGAUCUCCGAGUGGACCUGUGAUACCACAGUAUGAGGAUCCAUGGGAUUCUAAAGGGAAACAGCAACACUUUAACCAGAUUUGUGAGAAAGCAGAAAUAGCAUCACGUAAUAGUCAGCCAACAUCACCUGCAAGUCCAAACAAAUCUCGGAAUAGAAUGGAUGUGUACGAGGACGCGUGGGACUCAGAUUUUCAACAGAAACUGAUAGAGGCUCGUGUACAGGAAGCUCGUAGAGCAAGUGAGUCGAGACCGAAGGGUCGAUAUGAAUAUGAGGAGCCUGUCUCCUCCUCCAAAACAUCAGUGCGAAAACUUCCAUCUGUAGGAACAAAAAACACUCAAAAUGACGGGCAAGUGUACAUGUCAAAUUAUGAACAGCCCUGGGACUCAAAAGAGAAAGAACAAGAGUUGGAGGAAAAAUUUAGUCGUGUUGGGUUGUCUGGGGGUCAGAGAUCCCCUGGGAGCCCCCCUCCCCCAGACUUUGCACCCCCUCCACCACCCCAGGCAUAUGAAGAUGCCUGGGACAUCAGACCACAGUCCAAGAUCAUCUCACAGGUGUCAUUACCCAACAGGACCCCAGAACAUCCACCCCCUAGAAGAACGAGUUCCCCUCCCCUGUCUAAAGCUAUGGCGGAGCCUAUUGAUCCCAAACUACCCUUGGAUAUACAAAAAUUUUACCACGGUGGGAUAACGAGGCGAGAUGCUGAGGAAUUACUGGUGAUCCACAAAGAGGGGAGUUAUCUCGUGAGGAGAAGCGAGACCCAGAAAAAUGUCUUCUCCCUGUCACUCAAGGGAAUAGGGGGCAUUCCAAUGCACCUCAGAAUAAGUUUGUUACACGGGGAGUACGUCCUUGGAGAGAACAGCCAGCCUUUUCCGACCGUGCCAGAGAUGGUGGACUACUACACGCGACACAAUCUACCGGUCCAGAAUGCCAGUCAUAUUAAACUGCUUCAUCCAAUCGCUCGACCCCGAAUGUGACCUUUGACCUGGGUGUUUAACACUUGUUUGAUUGGUGCUUGUUAGUUUUAGUUAAUGAUGGUCAUAAUAGUUAAUGAUAUUUAUAUAAACAUGUGAUGAAUUUUUCCCCUUUGCUGCCAAAGUUCUUGAUUUCUUCUUUGUUUUAUUACUUGUUAAAUGCUUUCUGUUAGUUCUUGAACCAGAGUUUUGUUAUUUUAGGGAUUCCUAAGAAAUGGUUUAGCUGUUUACUGUUUUUAUAUGUGACUUUCCUGUCUUACUGAAAAGUUUUAAAGCCAGAUUCACUUUUAUGCAAGAUCUGAUUACAGUGCACAUUAUGUCACAACAAUGAUUGUUCAGAUUUGAUUUUAGUUUCAAGUGUUCCUCUGAAAAAUGUUUGUCACAGUAUGAAUGUUGUUGAAUGUGAAGACCAGCAGAUGUAAUUCUGUCUAGGACCAACGAUCUAUAUAUAUAAACACAAGUGGUUCUUCCACUUUUAAUUUGUAAAAACAAUGUUUUACCAUUUGUGAUCAUGUACUGAACGUAUAUAUUAUCUACCAAUUCAACAACAUGAGAGUUGCAGUAUCAUGUGUAUUAAUUACUCAUGUGAUCAUCCAAAUUUAAAUGUUGCCUUAAGCCUUUUGCCUGUUUUCCCAGAUGGUAUUAAUGUUCUGCAUGCUCAUGCAAAGAGGAAAUUUUUGUGAAAGUUAGGGCAAUUAAUAGACAAGUUUGUAUUAUUUUCACAGUGUGCUUCAAGUGAAUGGGUCAUAAUGACUGUUGUGGUUUGAACAUUUUAUACAAAUAUUUCCAAUAGUAUUUAUAUAAUACUCCAAGACGUAUGCACUCGGCAGAUUUAUAUGUGACAAUCAGAGAGACUGCUGGGAUUUGUUUACAGAAUUGUUGCUAGGAUUCACUCCUUUAAAAUGCAAAUAUUUAUAUAACCAUUGUAUAAUAACUUUUGAUUUUGAACUUUAAUCGGAGAACUUGACCAAUUUAUGUAUCACGUACUGCACAAGUCAAUCAUCCAUGUAUUCAGUCUAGGGCUAAAAAUCAGUAUCUAUUGUAAAAACAAAGUAUGAGCAAAAAACAAUAUUUCAGGGUUAUAGAAGUUUUGUUGUAAGUCAUGUUUACCAAUGUUGUCCACAUAAUGUCUUGUUAUGAAUAACAAUACGGUUUAUAUACCAUCUGUUUAGUGGUUAAAGUUUAAAACCGUUCAGAGUUUUAUUUUUAGGAAAUACACAGGAAGGGUGCAAUAAGCAGUCCUUUAUAUGGUUUUAUUUAUAUGUUAUUUACAAUCAACAGCUGAUCUAUACUUGGUCUAUUGUUGAAUACUCUUUAUUGUUGCUGGGUUUGUUAAGAGCAAGCUUUAAACUUGAUUCUUGUGAUUUUUGCCAAAAAAACAACUGUUCAUUUCUACACAUGGUGUAUAUUUAUCUUUGCUGAAAUAAACACGAAAUUAAUCUGA
This is a messenger RNA of Saccostrea echinata, 3165 nucleotides long. RefSeq names its product SH2 domain-containing adapter protein F-like. The coding region runs from base 69 to 1724 and encodes 551 amino acids. The record is from RefSeq and is a predicted model, not a curated record. The transcript is spliced from 6 exons. Gene Ontology annotation, molecular function: phosphotyrosine residue binding. NCBI's taxonomy places the organism in Eukaryota, Metazoa, Mollusca, Bivalvia, Ostreida, Ostreidae.